GGAUUUCAAAAGUGCGCUGCUCAGGGCAAUGCGAUGACAAUUAAGGAUAGCAGUUUUCCAUAAAGAAAACGAUUAAUUAUGUUUACUCUUCUGUCAACAAACAUUUACUCACUUCAUGUUUGAAACAAGUUGUCAUAUAUUGCGAGCAAAUUAUUGGCUUCCUGAAGCGUCCAAUAUUUCCUUUUUUACUUUUACAACUUCAAAGUAUUAAUCCCCGUUCCGCCCGUUUCAUCCAGUCGGCCGGGCGUUGUCAUUUUUGGAUAUAAUGCCACUCACAUGCCAGGAAAUAUACCCAUCCAGAGUUUACCAUCCACAAUCAAAUUUUUCUCCAACUUUUUUUUACUGUUGCCCAUCUCGUUUAUAAGUCAUUUUUAUUUUGAUCCACUUCUUAAUUAUCCAGCUCUAAUUUUUACAUCCUUUUUUUCUACAAUGUACAAAUCAUUCAAAGUGCCCAGCUCCGAAGUGCCUGGCUACUCUGCUACCCACCGCCAUCCUGAGUAUAAGGACGGCACACAAAAUAACAAUUAUGCCAACAUCACAACGGUGUACGAACUUUUCAAGACCGCUGAGACAAACUACCCCAAGGCCGAGUUCCUCGGCACUCGCGAGUUCACACCCAAAACUGGCAAAUUUGGUCCUUUCGAGUGGAUUUCCACCACUGACGCAGCCGAAAUUACUGACGAGUUCGGCGCCGGUCUUGACAACGUUUACGCAAAGUAUGCUCCUGAAUUAGACGCUUUCACUGGCCAGCAGCCGCUUGGCAUUUACUCCGUCAACCGUGCCGAGUGGCUGCUCACUGAGUUAGCUGGCUUCCGGUCACGGCGCUACUCUGUUGGUGUGUGCGACUCGGCCGGUGUUGACUGCGCCGAGUUUAUUAUCAACCACUCUGGGUUGCAGGUUAUCGUUUGCUCGCUCGACAAGAUCCCGCGCAUGCUUGACCGGAUGGCAAACACGCCCAAGGUCAAGGUUAUCAUCUCGAUGGACAAGCUGGACUGUUCAAAGCCUAACCUGUCCACACAAGCCUUCACACCCGCAACUGUCGACAAAUUGAAAAGCAAAGCCGCAGCCCUUGGUUUGGUUCUUUUUGAUAUGAACCAGGUCAUCCAAAUGGGCCAGUCUAAGCCGACUCAAGCCACUCUGCCCAAGCCCUCCGAUUACUGCACACUCUGCUACUCCUCAGGCACGACAGGGGCACAGAAAGGCGUUCUUACCACACACGGCGGUCUUAUUCACGCUGCGCGCUCAGCGCAGCUGACUUUAAAAACUGAAAACACAACAUACUUGUCUUUCGUCCCACUUGUGCACUGCCUCGACCGGUACGGCAUCUACACCUUUAUGUUUGGCUUUAUCCAAAUUGGGUUCUACUCUGGAGAUAUGAACAACCUCGUUGACGACAUGCAGACUCUGCGUCCAACAAUUAUUGUUGCUGUCCCGCGGCUGCUCAAUCGCAUCUACGACCGCAUUGCAUCGUCAACUAUUGGUGCCAAGGGCGCGGUCGGAUUCCUAUCACGUAUGGGAUUCAAAUCUAAGGUCAAGCGGCUCCAGGCCGGCCGCAGCGCCAAGCACGCUCUGUGGGACAAGCUUAUUUUCAAUAAGGUCGCAAAUAUAUUUGGCGGCCGCGUCAAGUUGAUGAUUUCUGGCGCCGCUACAAUUGAUCCUAACGUGUUGACGUUUUUCCGCACCAGUUUUUCAUGUGAUGUCCUUCAGGGCUAUGGCCAGACAGAAAACAUGGGUUCAACGACAUUGUCGCCUCUUGGCGACCCAAGCACCAACCACGUCGGCUUGCCUAACCCCGGCGUUGAUGUGCGCUUGAGAAGUAUUCCCGAGAUGGGUUACCAGGUCACCGACACCCCAUGCCCGCGUGGCGAGGUAAUGGUGCGCAGUGACAGCGUGUUUAAGGGCUACUACCUGGAACCUGAUAAGACCGCCGAGGCCAUGGACGGCGAGUGGCUUGCCACCGGCGAUGUUGCCCGGAUUAACCUUGAUGGCACCUUCACAAUUAUCGACCGCAUCAAAAAUAUUGUCAAGACUGCCCAGGGCAUGUGGGUGGCGCCGAGCGUCUCGAGUCUAUCUACAACACAAACCCGCUUGUCCAGACUACUUUUGUCCAUGGCGACGAGCACGAGCGCAAUCUCAUUGCCAUUGCUGUGCCCGACCCCGUCAGCUUUAUUCCCUGGGCACGUGCCCUUGUUUCUCAGCCCAAAGCUGAUCUGGCGACUUGUGCGCCAACGAGAAAGUUGCUGUUGCUUUGGCCGAGCAACUAAAGGUCAUGGCGCAUUGGCUGGCCUCUCGGCGCAGGAGCAGAUUUGCGCGGUACACCUGGAACCUACUCCCUUCGAAAACGUUAACAUUGGCUUCUACACUUCAACUUUCAAGCUUCGCCGGAGAAUAAUGAUAGUGCACUACAAGAAGGAAUUUGAGGCGACAUUUGCCAAGCUUGGCACCAACGAUGCUGCUGCUGUUGAUACCGAGCUCUUUUUGUCCACAUAAUUAUUUUAUGGCGGCCACAUGUGUAAUCUAUAUUUUAUUUGCUAAAUGUAAAAAUGUCACUUAUAAUAAAAAGGAUAUAUUAAUCUUAAAAUUUUAACAAUAUAUAAUAA
Messenger RNA from Kickxella alabastrina, 2600 nucleotides. RefSeq lists its product as uncharacterized. Gene Ontology annotation, cellular component: membrane; endoplasmic reticulum. Bases 430 to 2490 code for a protein of 686 amino acids. The record is from RefSeq and is a predicted model, not a curated record. The transcript has a single exon. Gene Ontology annotation, molecular function: long-chain fatty acid-CoA ligase activity. Lineage: Eukaryota; Fungi; Kickxellomycota; Kickxellomycetes; Kickxellales; Kickxellaceae.